Molecule: messenger RNA, 2948 nt
Organism: Harpia harpyja (harpy eagle)
Lineage: Eukaryota; Metazoa; Chordata; Aves; Accipitriformes; Accipitridae
Gene: MUC15
Product: mucin 15, cell surface associated
Exons: 3
Coding region: 22-1029 (335 amino acids)
Source: RefSeq, a predicted model, not a curated record
ACAAACUUUGAAGUCAACACCAUGCAACCCUCCUGUGGAAUGAUUUUCAUUUUUCUGCUUGUAAGGCUGCAAUGGAACAAAAGCAAUACCGAGGGCAGAAAAGUAAACGAAACAAAUAAUGGAAACAGCACAAUUACAGACAACGAUCGGUCUACAGUGCAACCAGCUUCACAGAGAUUUGUUCUGCCUACGAGUACUGCCAUAAACCCUCCUACCAUCAGUCAUGCUGCACCAACAACUGCCAAUGCCAAAGAAAAUGUGGCGAAAAGAACAGAGAUGAGCAGUCGGCCAAACAGCACACCCCUGAGGUCCACUGAUGGCACCACUUUAUUUUCAAAUGUCACUAUGGUAUCGAAAGAUGGAAUAAAUAACUCUGCCACAAACUUCAACAGAAUCCCAACGUCUUUUGCGACAUUUACAACAAUGGGUGACUUUUAUGGAGUGACCAGAAGUGCUGCAGCUGCUUCUACUUCCACAGUGACACCAAGUAACUCCACAGUCACCUACAGUACCCCUUUAGCUGCGACACUCCCCAGUGAUAACUCCUCAAUCAACCCCGCUGCAUCAUCCCCCACCAGUAUCGCUCUGACAUCACCCAUGGUGAAGCAGGACAGUCCUACGCCAAACUUCAACCCCAUUCAGCAGACAACAGAGCUGAAUCAUAAUUUCAGCAAUUCUACUCCAUCAUCUAAUUUAAACGAUGCCAAUGAAGACAAAACCAACAAAGGAGGAAUGAUAGUUGGUGUCAUUGUAGGAGCCAUUUUGGGAUCUAUAUUAAUUGGUCUGAUUGGAUAUUUUAUAUGUGGUAAGAAAAGAUCUGAGUCAUUUUCCCACAGACGGCUUUAUGAUGAUACAAGGAAUGACCCAGUUCUCCACUUAGACAACUCACUUGGACCAUACGAUACGAGUUUUGGAUGUGCAUCAUAUGACAAAACCAGCACAGCAGACAAGGCAGAGGAAGACAACGCAGGGUGCUCAUCCGAUGGCAUUCCUAUGGCUGACAUGACACCACCCCACCCUUCACCAUAAUGUUUGCUUCAGAUUAUACUCUCAACUGUUAUCUACACACUUUCAUUUUUUCCAAAAACAACAUGGCAGCUGUUAUCUUACCACCACUACCGUGCAAACAAUGUUUUGGAAAGCAAGGGAAAAAUCACAAGACACACUGAUAGGCAACAGCUAGGGUCCAGUAGCACAGCAUCAGUCUUCUACUUUGUAAUCAAAUGAUCAACCUGUGGUUUUCCUGGAAGGAUAUUAUACUUGCUUUCUUAGAAAUAAUAUAGACAAAUAGCACCCAGGUAAAAUUCUGCCUUGUGUAACUUUGGUCAAGAAUGGAGACAUUGUAAUAGAGCAAAAUUUGACUAGGAUUGCAAGGAUAUUUUAGUCUCAAUACAAAAAAAUCCCAAAUUUAACUACCUUGAGGUGAAAAUAUUCUGUCCAAAUAUAAUUUCUAUCUGAUAAAUGACUCAGGACAUUAUUUUACCCACUCUACAUUUGUGCCUUCCUCAGUGAAUACGACAAAAAUAAUUAGAUUUACUUGGAUUACUAAGAGGUUGAAGUUUGCUGAGGAGAAUGAAACUACUGAGUAACACAGACUACAUUUAACCUUUGACUAUGAUGACACAAUUAAAAUCACUAUCAAAGGGGAAAAAAAGAAGACAAGCUUCUAUUCCUCUGUCAGACUAAUCUGUUGUUUGCAUUGCAGGCUAAAUCUGUAGAAAUGAUGUAAAAGGUUUCGGUACAGGUUAGAUAGAAGAAAUACUUAUCUUGACAUGAAAGGAAAGGAAUUAUCUCUGCCAUGUAUAUAGAUAUCCUAAAAAGCACGAUCCGGUUUUCUCUAGCUAAAGAGUAAAAUUAUGGCAGUAUAAUGCAAAUAAUUGCAUAGUUUAUCUGUUUGCAAUUACUAGACAUGUCUAAAUGGAAAGAAAGAAAGAACAUGAAAAAGACAUAGCUGUAAAGGCAUAGAAUAAACAAAAUAAAGUGCAGAGAAAAUAACUACUCACAUCCGAUACAUGCCUGUUACUGUAACUCUGUUAAAAUGCUUUAUUUAGUGUGGAGACUGUGGAUCAUGUCGAUGGAGUUAUCUCACUAACUGGCUGUGAAUGUUGCAAUGUGGGUUUAUCUGAUAUGUGAGAAAAUUACACGCGCGCGCACACACACACACACCAGAGAGAAACAAUGGCAGUCACACUGCAGAUGAGUAAAACAGGCAUUUAUUUCAAAGAUUAAAGAACUGAGUGCAUAUGUGCAGCGUUGCCAUUCCUACAGGGUUCAGUCAUGAAAACAGCACACUUCCCGUCAAAACCAGAACCUGGUUUCUAACAUUGUACCCAGCACAUUGGAUAGCAGACUGAAAAUCUGAGACACGUUCACCUAUAUUAAGUGAAAGUAUCGCUCUGCUGCUUGAAAUUAAGAAAAAUGUAAUGUUCGGCUUUCAUCUUCCUUAGCACGUAUUGUGCCAUCUUUCCUGAUAAUGGUAAAGCAGUAUCAUAGAAGCAAAAUUCCUCCUUACACUUGAACCUUGGCCUCAGAUGAAAAUGGAAAGAGCUGUCUCUAAGUAGAACUCAAAGAUAGAGAUGAAGAGAUGCUAAGAAGCUACCAGCAUUGUCUACGUCGGUACCAUAUAACCAAGUACAAUGUAUUUUAGGAAUAUAUGAAACUAAUUAUUAGUAAUUCCAAGGCUAUGACAGCAAGAUUAGGAGCCAAUGAAGAAAUAUCACUGAGGCAAGCAAUUAAAGUCUGCCCUUCAGCUAUAUUGUGUUAAAUUUUAACAAUCUAAUUAUAAUUUUUGCAUGUAUGUGCAUGUGCUUGUGUUGUCUAUGUACCUCUUUGAUGUUUUGCUGUUGUUUGUAUAUUGUUUUUUGCUUUUACCAGGACAGCCUCCAAAAUUUGUGACAUUUGUUCAUCCUUCACUAAGUUAGAGUCAUUAAUGCUUAUUCAUGCAUAUU